ACGCCUCUCUACUAUCUUCCAUCUCUCGGUUCUUAUGAUGUUAUGCCUCCACCCGAGUCGACUCGGGCCCCUUCAACCGAAUUAGAAAAGAUCGUGGCAAAUUUGGAGGAGGACGCUCAAUCCCUUCGUGCUUCAUUGGCCUCUUUAUCUGAAAAAGAAGAAACCGAAUCCUUCACUUCUCCCUCUCCGGCAUUUGAGCACCCAUCGGUUGGCCAAACUCGUUCAUCUAGUCUUGGAGCUUCAUUUCAUUCCGAGGUUGGCCCGAUCGAUCGUCACCAAGAAGUUUUGGCGAGAACUCAAGACGCACUCGCGAGCCUCGCGUCGAUCAUCGAGGAGUUCAAUAGUUGGAGGUGCAUCCCGAUUUCAUCCGCUCUCCGUGCUACACUUGAGAAGUUCGACUCCACCGUGGUAUCUUUUCUUGACUUGGAUUCAUCUUCUAUUCCGCUCGGUAGAUAUUCUACUCUAUCGGCGAAGAUUAUUCGAGAGAGCACUCGAUUAGAGAGCGAAUUUAGGGUUAUGGUGGAUCGUUGUGCUUCCUUGAAAGAGAAGGGCCUCACUCCCGUGUAUGAUGAGACUCAACCUUUAGACACUAGUGAGGACAUCGAUGAGCUUAUUGUCGAAGAACUUCCUCUUUGUGAUGGCGUGGACUUGGAUUCUAUACGAGGUACGUCAAAAUCUUCUUCCGUUGAUGGUAUUUCGGAUUUUGAUUCGAUUAUUGAGGAGGAGAGUAUGGAUUCGGAAGUUGAUGUUGAGGAUGGAUUGGGAGAUAAUUUAAUUGAGGGUUUGAGUGAGCCGAGGGGUAAUGAAGGUGUUGGUGAUGAUGUGGAGGAGGAUGAUGAUGGUAGUGAGAAGGAAUCCAAGCAUUUAGAUGUUGUUGAGCCGGAUUUGCCGUGUGUGGAUGACAUGCCUUGGGAUGUUGAGGAUAAGGUGGUUCCCAUGUCCUUUGGGGCGUCGUUUCGUAUUAUUGAGGAUCGUGAUCAUUUGGAAGAGUUUAGUGUGCCUACGCCCGUGCUCCCGAUGCUUGAGCUUGAUGAGUACACGUUCGAGAUAGUGCAAACGAUGCCCGGGAUUGAUUCAAUGUGCUCCACGGAUAAAUUCAUAUUUUUGGAGGUCGACUAUGGGGCCGUGAUGCGUAAAGAUUUAUCUCUCCACUUGUUGGUUGUCGAAAUCCAUGCUCGGUUUCACAAGAACGCGGCCACGAGAGCUUACUUUGCCCGCCUUUGUUCCGUGCUAUCGGAUCGGCUUCUCUUGGAAAAUACAAAGGCGUGGCAUGAUCGACAUUUUUUCUUGGAUCCCG
Molecule: messenger RNA, 1297 nt
Organism: Striga hermonthica
Lineage: Eukaryota; Viridiplantae; Streptophyta; Magnoliopsida; Lamiales; Orobanchaceae
Source: the annotation of a GenBank genome assembly